UCGAUUCAAUUUCCUAAUUUUUUUUCAUCACAUAAUAAUAAUAUCAGUAAAUUUCUGCAAAAAUCAACAAUUUUUUCUUCAGAUUUCUUUGCAAUUUCAAGAUACAUACUAUACAGGAUUUAUACAAAUCAAUAUACAUCUGAUAUUGUAGAGUUUUCAAGAGCCAGGAAGUGAGCUAUGGGUUACAAAAAAGGAGGAAGAUUCAUGCCGGAAGAGGAGAACGGCGUCGGUGCUACACUGAGAGAUGCUUUGUUAUUUACUACUAUGUGUAUUAUUGGGCUACCGGUUGAUGUUUAUAUCAAAGAUGGUGGUGUUUAUUCGGGUAUUUUUCACACUGCUUGCGUAGAUGAUGAAUAUGCUAUUGUUUUGAAGAGGGCAAAGAUGAUUAAGAAGGGUAGUCGAGAGGCGAAUGUAGAACGUGGAAGUUUGAUAGAGACACUCAUAAUUCUGUCUGAAGAUCUUGUCCAAGUUGUCGCAAAGGGGGUUAUCCUAUCUGCUGAUAGUAUUCAAGGACAUUUAGAUGGGGAUAAUGCAAGAACUGUUUGUAGCAAUAUAACUUAUCCUGAAUACACCAAAAAGGAGAUGAAAGCAACAAAGUCCAAGGUGUCUACCGUGGAUGGAGAGAAAGCUAGUAAAGAAAGAUAUGUGCGAAAUAGCUUAAUCAAUAAGCAAAGUGAUCGCAGAGAGAGCCAUGAGUCUCUAAGGGAGAGAACUAUCCUUGAAGUUCAAGGCUCAAGCUCAAAUGUGGAUGUUUCUGUUACUCAAGCUCAAGCAAAUGCCCUCGAGAAUGUUACCUUCAUAAAAAACUUGGAGUUGUCAUCAAAUGGAAUAUCUCAUGGUAGUCCUCCUCUUUCCUCAACCAAACUUGAUGAUCGGAAUAAUGAUAGGCACAGUCAUGAGCAGCAGACUCCAGGAAAAACUCCUUGUUUGGGCCCUACUUCCUCUGGUGCUCCAAUCACCUCAGUCUCAUGCGUCAGCUCAUCAUCAGCUCCAGCUGAUUUGGUGCCUUCACGAGGUUCAAUUCAUAAUGCUAGCACAAAGGAAUCUAAGCUCAACCCUGGGGCAAAGAUAUUUUCUCCAUCAACUUUGCAGCAUAGAACUGUUACACCUCCUGUGGUGCCAACGAUGGCUUACGUGCCAGAUUCCUGUCCUGUAGUACCUGUUGUUACAGCAGAGCCUGAAGUUGGAAUUACCCCCUUUGCUCCUCAUCCAUCUGUGCCUGUUAAGUUUGUCUCAUAUAAUAAUUUGGCAGCUGGAAAUGGUGGCUUGGAUGUACAGUAUGCUCAACCGACAAUUGGAUACAUGGGAAGCAGGACUCAGCCGGCAAGGUAUGGCAGUCAGUAUCAUCACCUUCAGGCUGCAACUGGUUAUGUGCAUCCAAAUUCUCAAAAUGUUAUGGUUGGACGGUUGGGACCACUUGUUUAUAUGCAUCCUGUUUCUCAUGAUAUUGUUCAGAGUGCUGCAGGGUUCCCUCAAGUAUCCACACGUCCUCUAUUAAUUCCACAUCAGGUCCAUCCUCCUAAGCAUCAAGGAAGUACAGCACCACAAGCACUGCAGUUGUAUAUGACUCCCCCAGUCAUAACAGGGCUCCAACAACCAUUCACUAUACCAAGCAUUCCUAUUACACAGGCGUCUUUUCCUGUUAUGCGGCCUAUGCAAUUCCCAGUACCUAAUGGUUUUGUGCCUAACAAGUUUGUGUGAAUAUACUUCUGUAGUUGAAAUGAUGCUGCCUAUUGAGAUUCCUUUUUCGUUUCUUCUCAAUCUCUGGCAGUGUGAUUCUUUUCUAAGUUUUUGGUCUUGUAGUAUGAGCAGGUUAUUCUUUGUUAGGGAGAGGCAUUAACAUUGUAUAUUGAGUUACGCAUGAAGUUGUUUUUGUUUGGAGGUA
This is a messenger RNA of Solanum verrucosum, 1885 nucleotides long. RefSeq lists its product as uncharacterized. The transcript is spliced from 11 exons. Lineage: Eukaryota; Viridiplantae; Streptophyta; Magnoliopsida; Solanales; Solanaceae. Gene Ontology annotation, cellular component: cytoplasmic stress granule. The record is from RefSeq and is a predicted model, not a curated record. Gene Ontology annotation, biological process: cytoplasmic stress granule assembly. The coding region runs from base 178 to 1701 and encodes 507 amino acids. Gene Ontology annotation, molecular function: RNA binding.